Mauremys reevesii (Reeves's turtle) is the source of this 951-nucleotide messenger RNA. Its product is annotated as olfactory receptor 5V1-like. The transcript has a single exon. Gene Ontology annotation, cellular component: membrane. Gene Ontology annotation, biological process: G protein-coupled receptor signaling pathway. The coding region runs from base 1 to 951 and encodes 316 amino acids. The record is from RefSeq and is a predicted model, not a curated record. NCBI's taxonomy places the organism in Eukaryota, Metazoa, Chordata, Testudines, Geoemydidae. Gene Ontology annotation, molecular function: G protein-coupled receptor activity; olfactory receptor activity.
AUGGAGGGAGCCAAUGUCACCACAGUGGCCAAAUUCAUUCUCAUGGGACUUUCCGACCUCCCGGAGGUGCGUUUCCCUCUUUUUCUGUUGUUUUCUCUCAUCUAUUUAGCCACACUGGCAGGGAACAUCACCAUCCUCAUUGCCAUAGGAACAGAUGUUCGCCUGCACAACCCCAUGUAUUUCUUCCUCAGCAACUUGUCCUUGCUGGAUAUCCUGUGUCCAACCAUCACAGUACCAAAGAUGCUGGACAUGUUCCUGUCUGGGAACAAGGAGAUUUCUUUUGCCAGCUGUGUGAUGCAGCUGUAUUUCCUCAUUGAUGUGGUGGGGACAGAGAUCUUCCUUCUGGCAGUGAUGGCCUAUGACCGGUAUGUCGCAAUAUGCCAUCCCCUGCAAUACACGGCCAUAAUGAAUAAAAGACUCUGUGCUCAGAUGGCAGCUGGUACCUGGAUAUCAGGGUUUCUUAAUUCCCUGCUGCACACGUCAUUCACCUUUACAUUAUCUUUCUGUGGGUCUAAUGAAGUUAAUCAAUAUUUCUGUGAUAUCCCUCCAGUGGUGGCCCUCUCCUGCUCCUCUACCUACACCAGUGAAAUGGUACUUCUUAUCGUGGCUGGGGUCUUAGGAAGUAGUGCUUUUGUGAUCACCCUGGUCUCCUACAUCUAUAUUGUCUCUGCCAUCUUGCGCAUGAGCUCUGCCAAGGGCAGGCACAAAGUUUUCUCCACCUGUGCCUCCCACCUGAUUGUGGUUGGCCUGUUUUAUGGCACCACCAUUUUCACCUACGUGCGCCCUUCCUCUCGCUACUCACCAAAUCAGGACAGGGUCAUUUCUAUGCUCUACGGGAUCAUCACUCCCAUGUUAAACCCCAUGAUCUAUAGCCUGCGGAAUAAGGAAGUGAAAUGGGCCCUGAGGAGAGUGAUCAGUCAGGAAAGAUUUACAGCCAGGAGUGAAGAUUAA